AUGUUCGAAAGAAGUGAUAAACCAAGGACAGGUAGGGAUAACCAAGUGUACUCAGCCAAGACUGGUGCUAGGAUCGUGGCAGGCUGUGUUUGUCUGACCACCGAUAGAAAACAAGUGCUGAUGGUCUCAUCGUCAAAACAUAAAAAGAAAUGGAUCCUACCUAAAGGUGGUGUGGAAAGUGAUGAAGCUGACUAUAGAACUACAGCUCAAAGAGAGACUUGGGAGGAAGCCGGUUGUUUAGGUAGAAUUACAGCAGAUUUAGGUGUUGUGGAAGAUAUGAGACCCCCCAAGGAAUGGAAUAAGGAUAGAAAAUCGUUCGAGAAUGCAAAGGAUGAUAUUAUUAACCAUCCGCCAAGGACAGAGUUCCAUUUUUUUGAGCUAAAUAUUGAAGAAAUGGUGGAAUUGUUUCCUGAAAGUGCAAAGAGGAAUAGAAAAUUCUUCUCGUAUGAUGAGGCAAAGGAGAAUUUGAUCGUUGCCAAGAGACCUGAAUUGCUAGAGGCACUAAAUAGAUCAAGUAUCGUCAAGGAAUAG
Molecule: messenger RNA, 531 nt
Organism: Naumovozyma castellii
Lineage: Eukaryota; Fungi; Ascomycota; Saccharomycetes; Saccharomycetales; Saccharomycetaceae
Gene: DDP1
Product: polyphosphatase DDP1
Exons: 1
Coding region: 1-531 (176 amino acids)
Source: RefSeq, a predicted model, not a curated record